Molecule: messenger RNA, 2400 nt
Organism: Malassezia vespertilionis
Lineage: Eukaryota; Fungi; Basidiomycota; Malasseziomycetes; Malasseziales; Malasseziaceae
Gene: SYG1
Product: Xenotropic and polytropic retrovirus receptor 1
Exons: 2
Coding region: 1-2400 (799 amino acids)
Biological process (GO): cellular response to phosphate starvation; phosphate ion transport
Cellular component (GO): Golgi apparatus; plasma membrane; cytoplasm
Molecular function (GO): inositol hexakisphosphate binding
Source: RefSeq, a predicted model, not a curated record
AUGAAAUUUGCCCGGUACCUGGAGGAGAACGAGGUAGAUGAAUGGCGCAAGGCGUACAUUAACUACCGCGGGCUCAAGAAACUCAUCAAGCGGGUCGACGAACAUUACCAGCGGCGCAAGGAUAACCUGCCUGAGCCGGACGUAGGCGCACAACGGAGCCGCACAAAACAGUUGUUCUGGCGCGGUACGGCAAUCUUUCCGCAUACGAAUGAUGUUCCUAACUAUGGGGGUACAGACAAUGGGAUACCACCUGUGAGCCUCAAAGGCACGGGCCUUACUCUUGCCGGCACUCAUGACCGUGAGGCGCUUCAGGACGCCCAUCAUCACAUUUCCAGUCCCAUCGACCUCGCACCGAUAACGCGAGAUGAAGAGGCGGGGGGUUCCAGUCUUCCCCAAGCGUGUGCGAGCGGCGCAAAGCCAUUCAGCCCGGAUUAUGCAAGCUUGCCGUCCUCGCAAGUCCCCGAGUGGGUCAUUCCCGACCGCGGGAAGCUGAGCGACAAGAACGUCGACGAGAUAAUAGGAAAGCAUUUUGAUGAGCAGGAACGAAAUUUCUUCUUGGCAUUGGAUCAUGAGGUGGCAAACAUUGUACAGUUUUAUGAAGCGCGCGAGAGAGAGGCAAUCGACCGCCUUUCUACAGUCGUAGUGCAACUUGGAGACCUUGCCGAGCACCGUCGCGAGUACAAAGCGCACGAGCACGGCGAUCAGCAUGCGUUUCCAUGGCCUUUUCCCCGGCGUGGCUACAGAAAUGCGCCGGGCGCAGCGGAGGAGGAGGGUCAGCCGGAAGAUUUGGGCGACCAGCGGCGUGCCAAGGCGAUGGAGCAUGUACAACAACUCAAGAUUGAGCAUCUGUAUACAGAAGACAAUGAUUUGGCGAACGCACCGGAUUUGCACUCGAUCAAUUACAAAGUUGCGAAGCGGAAACUGCGUGCGGCGCUGAUUGAGAACCACCGCGGCCUGGAAAUCCUGAACAACUACCGCAUUCUUAACCGCACAGGGUUCAUCAAGAUUUUGAAAAAAUUUGACAAGACCUUGGGCGUGACGAUUUUGCAACCCUACUAUACCCAGCGUGUGAUGAAUACGCCGCUGGUCUUUUCGGACGUGAUCCCGAAAAUGCUGGAUGCCGUUGUCGAGUUAUAUGCUUCGUACUUUGCACACGGAGACAAGAAACGUGCACGCCAAGCAUUGUACCUCCAUUCCGCCGCUUCGCAAGAUACACUCGAUAAGCGCAAGCUAGACGGUCGCGUCGCAUUUGUCACGGGCGUUUUCCUGGGCGUGUCGCUCUGUGCAAUCAUUGAAGGGCUCCGUGCAGCAAUGGAUCCCAGAACACAGGAGCUGCUGCCAGUCUGGCCUAAUUUGCUGCAGCUAUAUGGUGCAGAGUUUAUCCCCACACUCUUCGCACUCUUAUUUGGGUUUAAUUUGAUCGGAUGGCGCUCUGCGCGGAUCAACGCCUUGUUCAUCUUUGAGUGGGAUGCAGGGAAUGCACUUAGCCCUUUGCAGUACUUUCAGUUCCCUGCAUUCUUCCUCAUGCUCCUCUCCAUCUUUUUCUGGAUCUCAUUUUCGAACCCAACUGCGAGUGCGAUCACGGCCACGUCCUGGCCGCUGAUUUGGCUCGUAAUUGUACUGGUCUUGUUGCUAAAUCCCUUGCCGAUCAUGCACCUUUCCGGUCGUCUCUGGUUCAUGUACUCGAUGUUGCGCGUAUUGAGUGGCGGCAUCUUUUCCCGUGUCGAGUUCCGCGACUUCUUUUUGGGCGACGAGUUGAACAGCGUCUUGUACAGCAUCAGCAACCUUUACCUGAUGGGCUGCGAAUACAAUCGCCAUUUUAGUGUACCAGACACGUGCUCCACAACGAAAUCCUACUGGGUUCCUGUGCUUGGCUCUAUCCCACCCUUUCUGCGUUUACUGCAAUGUUUCCGGCGUUAUCGCGACAGUGACUACGCUGUGCGAAUUCAUUUGCUAAACGCUGGCAAGUACGCUUCUUCUAUUUUGAAUGCGUUUUUCUUUUUCAAGUACCGGCACAAUGGCAUGACUGGCGUGGAGAACAAGGCGCUGUGGAUUACUUUUGCCACGAUCAAUGCCCUUUCUACUUCAUCGUGGGACUUGACAAUGGACUGGAAUUUGCUUCGGCCAAAUGCCAAAUAUCCACUCUUGCGGUCAGACCUUGCGUAUGCAGAUAUAUGGCCUGUGUACUACUUUGCUAUGAUUACAAACGUCAUGAUCCGGUUUGUUUGGGUCAUCUUCUUGUUUGGCGGGCCUGCAAGUAUUCCGCUCCGCUCGUUUAUUGCCGCACUGUUGGAAAUGCUGCGCCGAUGGCAGUGGAACUUUAUUCGGUUGGAGAACGAGCAUCUAGGCAAUGCCGACUCGUUCAAGAUUAUACGCAAUCGUACGUCCCAAUUUUGCUAA